AUGUCAGCUGUGGCUGGGUUAACAAAUUUCUACAUUGCUUUGAAAAGCACAAAGCACACGAAGCGUGUACAUGCUCUGUACAUAUACAUGCACGCUACCAACUACGUAAAUAUCGCCCUGAAUAAACAAGCCUACCUGAGUACCCUAUCCACAGACGAAGGCUCCAAACCAUCGAAUGCGGUUGAUGGAAAUUUGACAAACCUUGUUAUGACGAACUCAACUUUCGGAUAUUCAGAAUGGAUAGUCGUUGAUCUGGUAAAUGCUUACCAAGUAAAGUAUGUCAUAGUUUUCAACAGAGGAGCUUGUGUUUCAUGCUAUGCUCAAAUGAGGAAUUUUGUAGCUGGCCUGACAAAUUAUUUUGACGCGAAAGUGAACAGUUCCCUGCGGGGUAAUUAUGAUUUGUGUGGGACAGGACCGAAAUUAGUGGUCAAUCCUUACCAGCUGAUGAACGUUACAUGUGUUGAUGGCGAAAAAUUUUCAAGAUUUGUCAUCUUACAGCUUUCCAUUCAAGUUGAACAGGUUACCUUACCUCAGUCUCUAUUCGUGGUUGUCGCAGAAGUUGAAGCUUACACCGACGAAACAUUCUUGCAAUAUGACAACGUGGCCUCUCUGAAACCGGCCUACAUGAAGGUCCCCAAGUUCCCAUGCUCUCCAAACUACUGCGUCGACGAGAAUAAAGCAAGUGACUGCGUGUCUCCCUACGGCAGUCCCACAAACGAAAACUGGUUUGCCGUGGACUUGUUGCGGCAGUACAACAUCGUGUAUGUUGUUCUCUAUGCCAGCUCUACCGCAUACUCCCUAAUGAACUAUUUCGCCGUCGGACUAACGAAUAAUUUUGAUAAAAACUCGACUGCAAGUAUUCGGAGCACGUAUCAAAUUUGCGGUCGCUGGAAAGAUUUCGCUCUGCCUGGUGCAGAAGCUAUGAGAGUUGAUUGUGCCAAUAAUGGAAACAUCUUCGCGAGGUACGUCAUCGUCCAACAAGAGACCAGCAUGCUCUUUAACACCAUGUCGUUUGCAGACAUCGAGGUGCACGGUUCAGAAAAUUCUAUCUACAAAUACAUGGGAUGUUAUAAAUCAUUUGAAACACAAAGAACCUUCUUUGAAUCAUCUCUGGACGUUUGUAUAAACUUGUGCAAACUCUCCAAUGUUUCCUAUGCUACGGUCAAGGACAACAGUGUGUGCUUCUGUGGGGUGCCAUCUGAUCUUCUUCCGUCGUCUUCAUGUUUCGCAAAUUGUGAUGCAAAUGCAGUCUGCUAUUCAAACUUUUACGCGGUUUAUACGACUUCAAUAAGUCCCGGUCAAUUGGGUUGUUACACGAAUGCUGAUUUCGCUGAUGGCAUGAAUUCAUCACCAAGAACGGUUAAAAAUUGUCUUCAAUAUUGUCUGGAGAGGAGCUUCACGUACGCAAGUCUGCAGGGUUCUUCAUGUUUCUGUGGAAAUUCUACCGGAAGUUACGGCAAGACUUCAGAUUGUGAUUGCAACAUCACUUGUAGUGGCGAUCCAUCGGAGAGGUGUGGGGGAUCGUCGGCGAAGAACGUUUACCUGCGUAAAUGA
Messenger RNA from Helobdella robusta, 1554 nucleotides. RefSeq lists its product as hypothetical. The transcript is spliced from 9 exons. The record is from RefSeq and is a predicted model, not a curated record. The coding region runs from base 1 to 1554 and encodes 517 amino acids. NCBI's taxonomy places the organism in Eukaryota, Metazoa, Annelida, Clitellata, Rhynchobdellida, Glossiphoniidae.